AUGGAGGCGCUAGAGCAGACCCUGCCGAUGGCGAUCGCCUCCGGCACGCUGACGUCCGACGUGGCGUGCCGCCUGCACAGCGUGGACCUCGACUCGGCCGCGACCGCAGCCACGGACUCAAUUAUGGCCGAGCCCCCAGUGGCGCCGCAUGUGCUGAACGCCGUCCAGCUACAGCAGCAAGACGAACAGCAGCAGGAGCAGCAGCAGCAGCAGGAAGAGGAGGUGCAGGCGCCGCUGCAGGCGCCGCUGCAGGCGCAGCUCGCCGCCGCCGCCGCGGCGCCCCACUCGCCCAGGGCCCCCGGCCAUGCCGCCCCAUCACCCAAGCGGGCGGCGGGCUGCCGAGGCGCCAGCUCGGCGCGGAAGCGCCCGCGCGCGGGCGACGCGAUGAGCAGCCCAGUGCAGGCGGCAGGAGCACUGCAGGCAGUGGCGGCAGCCUGGCCGAGCGGGGGGCAGUGA
Monoraphidium neglectum is the source of this 456-nucleotide messenger RNA. RefSeq lists its product as hypothetical. NCBI's taxonomy places the organism in Eukaryota, Viridiplantae, Chlorophyta, Chlorophyceae, Sphaeropleales, Selenastraceae. The coding region runs from base 1 to 456 and encodes 151 amino acids. The record is from RefSeq and is a predicted model, not a curated record. The transcript has 2 exons.